GCUUCGCGUUCGAACGGCGGCGGCGGCGGCGGCGGCAGCGCCGGGCGGGAUCAUGGCGGGAGCGCGGGCUCUGCUCCGGCACUGCCCGCUGCUGCUGCCGCAGGACCGCCACGGCACCGCCUACGAGGGCUUUGUCACCGCCCAGGGUAGAGACUUCCACAUCAGGAUACUGCUACCAGCAGAUUUACAACUGAAAAAUGCRAGGAUAGAGUGCAGCUGGCAUCUGAAGAAGAUCCUGCGUGAAUAUCAGCACAUUUUGAAGCAGAGGUUGCACAGCUGCCCAGAUCUUGUCAGUUUUAUGGUGGAGCUGAAAACUGUUUUGGAAAUUGCUUUAAAGAACACACCAGACCUGCACAUCCCACGGCCUCCAGAAUACUACUCCUGUCUUGUCAGAGAUCUAGAAAUACUGGGCUGGAAUAAAGUGGCCUAUGUGGACACUGGGCUAACCACAGUCAAGUUAAAAGCUGAAGACUCUUGUGGUCGACAGCAUCUCAUCACUCUCAAGUUAAAUGCAAAGUAUCCUACAGAACCACCAGAUUGCCUUGUGGAUUUUCCCAUUCCAUUUGCUGUUUCCUGGAUGCCACAGAACUCCUUAAUAGACAUUUACAAUCAGUUCCUGGCAGCAUUGGAGUCACUGAAGGAAUUCUGGGAUGCYCUGGAUGAAAUCGAUGGGAAGACAUGGGUGCUUGAGCCAGAAAAACCCACACGGAGUGCUACAACCAGAAGAAUUGCAAUAGGGAACAAUGUCUCAGUGAACGUAGAGGUAGAUCCUCACCAUCCAAAUAUGCUUCCAGAGUGUUAUUUCCUUGGAGCAGAUCACGCAGUGAACCCUCUGAGAACUAAACUCAACAACAACAUGCACUUGUGGGAUCCAGAAAUCAGUUUGUUACAAAACUUGAGAGARCUCCUAGAAAUUGAUUUUCCAUCUCGUGCAGUGUUGGAAAAAAGCGACUUUGCCAAGGACUGUGGGAUCUGCUACGCCUAUCGGCUCGAUGGCAGCGCGCCCGACCAAGUGUGUGACGAUCCUCGCUGCGGGCAGCCCUUCCAYCAGGCCUGUCUCUAUGAGUGGCUACAAGGCCUUCCUACCAGCAGACAGAGUUUUAAUGUCAUCUUUGGUGAAUGUCCCUAUUGUAAUAAGCCYCUGACACUGAAAUCUUCAAUGAAGAAACUCUAGGAAAAAAAUGUGUGCUUGGAACACSACU
Molecule: messenger RNA, 1202 nt
Organism: Malurus melanocephalus (red-backed fairy wren)
Lineage: Eukaryota; Metazoa; Chordata; Aves; Passeriformes; Maluridae
Gene: FANCL
Product: FA complementation group L
Exons: 14
Coding region: 53-1174 (373 amino acids)
Biological process (GO): interstrand cross-link repair; protein monoubiquitination
Cellular component (GO): Fanconi anaemia nuclear complex; nucleus
Molecular function (GO): ubiquitin protein ligase activity
Source: RefSeq, a predicted model, not a curated record